AUGCAUCUUUUCAUUCAAAAGGCCGGUUUCACACCCCUCCAUGUGGCGGCGUUUGUUGGCUGUGCCGACGCUGCCGUGCUGCUGCUUCAACGAGGAGCUAACCCCAACCAGAUCACCACGCAUGGUGAAACGCCCCUCUAUUUGGCUGUGCGAGGACGCCACCCGGAGACUAUUCGCGUGCUGCUCAAGAAUUCUGCGUUGGUUGACGCACGAGUGCGGGACCAUCAAACUGCACUGCACGUGGCCAUCCGGGCCAAUGACUUAGAAAUUGUCCAGUGCCUUCUGGAGGCCGGUGCUGACGUGAAUGCUGAGGCCCGAGGGAAGUAUCGCCCUCUACACCUAGCUGUCCGGGAGGGAGACCUGGAAAUAAUCCGAAUAUUGCUACAGAAUGGAGCACAGGUUGAAGCCACAACAAAGAGGGGUUAUACAGCCAUGCAUAUUGCUGCAAAGUACGACAAACUAGAAGUCAUGCAAUUACUCAUCACCGAAGGACGUGCCAAUAUUGAUGCGACCGCACGAAACGGUCUCACUCCGCUCCACGUGGCCGCUUUCUACGGAUUUUCCGACGACGGACUGACACCUCUUCAUCUUUCUGCGCAAACCGAUAAGCUAGCCAUUGUCGAUUUUCUCCUGAGUCAUGGAGCCGACUUAACCGCCAAGACCCUGUCAGGUUUUACCCCUCUUCACGACGCCUGUUACAAGGGUAAUCUCCCGGUUGUACAACUGAUGCUGCAACAUCUGGCAAAGGGAGACCGUGAGACCCUCCAAAACCUUCUCUCCAGUCGCACUGUGAUGGGCUGUACUCCACUACACUUGGCAGCACAGCAGGGGCACCUUCAAGUUGUCAGUCUCCUUCUGGAGUACGGUGCCGAUCCCAAUGCCCGCAAUAUGCAAGGAUGGACUGCAGCUCAGAUUGCCAACAAGCAACACUAUCUCAAUGUCUUUGAAACCCUUGCCAAGGUGACUACAAAAGUAGUUGACUGGGAAGUCCCGAGUAUAGAGGGCGCUGGCCCAGACGGCAUUUCCGAUGGGGACCCUGCUCUGGUUGAUGGUUCAAUGGUGUUUGACAGUCCAACACAGAUGAUCGAUCGUGUCCUUGUGGAGAGUGAAGAUGAGAGUGAGUUUGUCGGUGGUUUUUGCGACAAGGUUUUUGAUGAAUCGGUUUCUUUUUAA
Molecule: messenger RNA, 1173 nt
Organism: Dibothriocephalus latus
Lineage: Eukaryota; Metazoa; Platyhelminthes; Cestoda; Diphyllobothriidea; Diphyllobothriidae
Source: the annotation of a GenBank genome assembly